Molecule: messenger RNA, 2612 nt
Organism: Scylla paramamosain (green mud crab)
Lineage: Eukaryota; Metazoa; Arthropoda; Malacostraca; Decapoda; Portunidae
Exons: 3
Coding region: 178-468 (96 amino acids)
Source: RefSeq, a predicted model, not a curated record
UGGUGAUAGUGACAAGCCAUCCUUGUCACGGAACGUCUUGAUUCCACGAAGCAACGCCACAUACUCCCACACACACACACACACACACGCACGCACAUACUUCCGUCUCUUCGCCCCAGCAAGCCCACCGCGUCCUUCCUGCAGCCCCUCCUACACCCUCAGCAACAGGAGGCAGCCAUGGGGUGUCUCGUAUCCUUCCUGAGAUCCUUGAGAUCCUACCACGGGUCCCACCUCACGCCCCGCCAGCUUGAGCGACAGAGGCGGCAGAGGUCCCAAACAUCGCAGUCACGCCCUACCAGACCCCCCACACCCCCCAGCUCUCCUGAAGACGACGAGAGGCGGACCCUUAGUUUCGAUGGCGGCGCCCCCUGCUACUCCGGCCCCCCCGCCCCUGUGCAGGCCCCCAUCCCCUCCCAGCCGACGCCCCAGCGUUCCAAGGCCCCCAAAUUCUUCAGGAAAAAGAGAUAGAGCACAUCUACCUCCUCGUUUUCUUCCUGCGGGUGAAAAGAAAACGUGAACAAAAUUCUUGAAGGCAGGCUUAUCAAAACUGACUCGAGUGUGUGUUUGAGAGAGAGAGAGAGAGAGAGAGAGAGAGAGAGAGAGAGAGAGAGAGAGGUUCUUAUUCUGAAACACUGCUCUCUCACCGCGACUAUUUUCUAAAGGCCAGAGAUGAUUAGCCGGAUUCUCAAGAGUGUUUCUCCCGUUAGUAAUAUAGAAAUCUUGUUAACUUGCCAUUAGAAGCGUAAAAACACUCUUAAGAAACGGUCUUACUUCAACUAGAGAUUUUUGAAAGUAGUGGAGGUGCGGCGCAGGAGUGUUUCAGAAUAAAGUUGAAUGAAUAACGCUCGUUAAUACAAAUCCAUUCAUGUUUAUCCCUCCAGUUAUUCAUUAUAUAAAAUACUCCCUCCAGACUCCUAUAGGAAUCGUAUAAAUAUGUAGUUCCUAGGUAUUGAUUUCCUAUCGUUUAUAUUACUUUACCUUAUUUUUACCUGUAUCCUCCAUUUCUCCUUUAUUCAAACAUUCUUUUUUCUCCUUUUCUUAUUCUACGUUACUUAAUAUAUUUCUUAUCUCUUUUGGUAUUCUUCCUUAUCCUCAACAUUUUCUUAUCUUAUUUAUUAUACAUUCUUAUCUAUAACUCCUAUUUCCUCUCUCCCUCUUUCUCUUUCUUUAUUAGCACUGUUUUACUUCCUCCCUUGUCAUAUUUCCUUAUUUAGUCUCUCUCUCUCUCUCUCUCUCUCUCUCUCUCUCUCUCUCUCUCUCUCUCUCUCUCUCUCUCUCUCUCUCUCUCUCUCUCAUCAUUAUCUUUACCUAACUCCCUCAACAUCUCAUCUUCCUCCUUCAUUAUUCUUCUUUAUUUUUCCCUCCUUUCUCAUUUUUUACUCUGCAUCCAUCAAUCUUCAUCAUUAUAAUCCUCAUCCUAUUCCUUAUCCUCCUCCUUCGUUAUUCUCCAUUAUCUAUCUAUUUCCUUCUCCCUUAUCUUACCCAUCUCCAUCUAUCUCCCUCAUAUAAUCCUCAUUCUCUUUAUGCUAUCCUCAUUUCAAUCCUUAUCUUCAUCUAUCUUCAUUUAAUUCUUCUAUUCUUCUUCUUCCUCCUCCUCCUCCUCCCCCUCGUCCUCCUCCUCGCCUUUAUCUUAUCAAAAACAUUUCUACCUCAAACUUAAAAGAAAAUAUAUAUAUACAACAACGUCAAAAGGUAUAUUAACUAAAAAUGUAUAUAUGUAAUAGUCGUACAUUGCACACGUUAUUAUUAUACAUUUAUCAUUCUACAUACAUUACGUUUUCUUCCUCGGGUGGGGCGGGGUGGGGUGGGGCGUUGAAAUGGUGCUGAUCAUCGUGCGCAAAAAAUUAUAACUAUCGUACACGCCACACGCACACGUACACACAUACACACACACACACUAUAAAAAAACGAAAGGAUACAAGGAUACACUAAUCUAAACAGGAUGACUUGACGCUAGGAAGGAUGUCGGUCGGAUUCAAGGCUUUUCCUGCGUGAGUGGGUGGGUGGGUGUGGGCUGGGUGGGCGGGUGGGCGGGUGUAGGUGGGUGGGUGAGUUUGGAUUGAGUAUUUGUCAUUAUCGUAUUAAAAUGUUGCUAAUUCCCUGCAUUUGUUCGGUUGUUUAGUGGUGGUGGUGGUGGUGGAUGUGGUAGUAGUAGUAAUAGUAGUAGUAGUAGUAGUAGUAGUAGUAGUAGUAGUAACACGGUCAUGGGCAGAAUUUGAAAAUGCAAAUAAUAAUUAAAUGACGAAUAAACACACACAAAAAAAUAAAGAAUCAUGGGAUUAGAGAAACACAAAAACAACACAAAGAUGAGAAAACCAAAAAAAAAAAAUAAAACUAAAGCGAAACAAAACGAAUGAAAAAAAGUGAGAAACCUAUACAAAAAAAAAAAAAAACACUAACACAAUCACAAAUUUUAAAUGUAUACGACUUAUUAAUGUAGGAAUUUUAAAUGUCAAAAUAAUAAAAAAAAAAAAAUUCACUCUCUUAUCUAAACUUGUUUCCCUGCAUUGUAUAUCCAUUUCUUACCUUCUUUAUGGUAGGUAUCCCUUAAAUAACCUUAAUAAACACCUAAAAUGUAAGAAUAAUACAAUAAAAUCUUAAAACCAUUAGCA